GUUAAAGAUAGCUGAACGCGUUGACGGCGGGAAUCAUGCGAACACAAGCAGUCAAAAUUUUGUCAAUGCUUUGCCGCUCUUUAUGAAAUUGCACAUUGAGCAUGAAUGAGACGCUCAGUCCCUUUGGCAUUGCACUGCUACGUCAUUAGUCGCCCUUCACACCCAUCCGAAGUUGCAAUUGAAUACGUAAGCGAAAUUAGCACCUACCAUGCGCGAGCGCGUUUCCAAUCCUUUGGUAUCCAUCAUAGAUAACGUUCGCAAAGUUUGCAAAGACAGUGUUUCUUAUUCGAUUGAAAACAGCUCUGCACUGCAGCGCCGUUGUCGUCGAAAACUAUUACAGUUGUGCGUUUUGCAUGCAUGACUCUCACGUGACGGUAGCUGCCGGCUUCAAGUGUCUCGAAAUUCCGACGUGCUUUCGCGCUAAUCCUUGUUCACGGAAAGCGGUGUACGCACUUUUCAAGAUAGCGCUGCUGCUGACUUGUCUCAUGUGCCGGCUGUGGCGCAGCCGUGCAGCAACGAAUUCGGGGACUACCAUGCCGGACCCUGCGCCAACUACGGCAUCUUCCGAAGUACAGAGCCAAACUACCAACGUUGCUUCGGUGGAGUUCAGCCACCUUUUACAUGAAACAGACGUCAGCGUGUUCGAGUCUGCUGAGCGUGUUCUGCAGAUCUUGCAACUCGCCGAUGAGCGGUUCCGUGGAAACGACGCCCUUCCUUCUCUUACGGCCCCAUGCAACGGCGAUGGCGAGCGUACUCGGUGUUGGGCACUCAACUACCAGCAACGGUGGAACCAGCUAUUGAACGAUCGCGGCGUCGAAUUGAUAGAGCUUCCCGAGAACGCAUUCUUCUGCCGCACCCUGGGAAGCAUUUCCGAAGAGCUUCGAACUUCUGAAGACAUCCAGACACUCACCUUGUGCUUGUGGUUACUGCGCCAGCACCAAUGUGUACGUGGCGUGAGCAUGACCGCGUGCGUUGUAACGUCGCAACACUCUGCAAUGUUCUGGAAGCUUUUUCAGCUAAGUAAGCGUAUUACGUUGGUCGAGCUCCGAAAUGUCGAGCAUAACGUAGAGAGCCUCUCUAUUCGCAGCUUGUUCCGGGACACCUCGGAGCAUCUAAUCGAGCUCGUGCUAGCUGAUUUCUCUUUCUCUGAGUCAGACGCAAGUGACCUGGCAGCCCUCUUGGACCGCAGCAGGAGUCUCAGUAGACUAGUCCUGAUAAAUCUGAACGUUGAGGCACACUCACUGGACUCGAUUGUCGCAAUAAUCAAAGAUCACGAUCGACUCGAAGAGGUAGAACUGACAGAACGUCGAACGUCGACCGCAAGUAACACCGUUGCUCGACUGCUUGAAGCUCGCAUCACGAAACUGCACUUGAAUGUAGACUGCAUCUGGGAAGCAGCUUUGCAUGCCCUGGCCACGAAACUAACGCUCGCUGAACUCACGAUCACCUCGCGCUCGACGUUCCUUUCCGCUCUGAGUCCACUGGCGCUCGCAGUGGCCACUAGCGAAACGCUUAAAUGCCUCGAGCUUAUCUUGGACGCACCAUGCACAGUAGCCAACGAAAGUUACCCCGACUGGGAAGACCUUGCAGCCAUUAUCACGCAAUGCCAUGCGCUUCGCACGCUUAGAAUAAAUGUGCCUUCUUUGGUAGAUGCGGCUCCGGCGGCCAUGUCAGAUGCAAUUGCAGGGAAUCGGUCGCUGCAAGAACUUCACUUUGAUGGUUGUGUGAUUCCUUGCCACAGCGCGCUGGUUAUGUUAGAGGGUCUAUCGCGCAACUCGACACUACAGCUACUGGGCAUUAUGAAUACAGAUGGCGUUGAUGCGGAGUAUGAGCACUUGCUAUGGUUCAUGAUGAAGAACUCUUUGUGCCAUAGGGUUUCCGUUCGUUACGAGGGUUGUCAAGCUAAGCUGUUGGCGAAAGCCAUAGGAAACGAUGGAAUGCGAUUUCGCAAUUUUAAAUUUUUUUGCAGAUACGCUCCGGAAGCGAACGUUGUGUUUCAGGCUCUUCCUUGCCUCAAGGAUACUCUGACUACCCUGUCCAUCGAUAGCAAUGAAGAAAUAUGUGACACGGGCGCCGAGUCCCUAGCCAAACUUUUCAGUGACAGUCUGAUUCUAGAGAAUGUCGAGCUCGACUUUCCCUCAACUCCCGACACUUCACUGGUUUUACUCCAAGGUCUUGCACAAUCUCGCUCCAUCACGUCCCUCACCUUGAUCGGCUGGGCGAUCGGUGGGGCUGACGACGCAGUGCCACUCGCCUUUGAAGACCUGCUCCGCGUCAACUCGAGCAUCAUGGAACUGAUUCUUGUGCAAGGCGAUUCGGGAGACCUUGACAUUCUCCAGAAGCACCUUGCGAUAGGAUUGGUCGAAAAUCAUAGCGUCUCAGAGCUGAGCAUCUUGUACGGUCCCGGCGUUCUCGUGUUACGGGACACGGCUAUCAUGCAAUCGCUCCGCGUCAACCGCACGAUGGCGUCGCUUGCUGCCAGGUUGCUUUUGGGUGGGAGGCUUAGCAGAGGGGCUGUGCAUUCUCUGGAGCGAGUAAUAUCGUGUGAUUCAAUGAUGCCGAUUUUACGAUCUCAGGUGAAAUUGAGCAAUGACGUCAUCAAUGAGAAGCUCACAGAAGUACUGUCUAAGAUCCAAAGCGAACUUUUCAAGGUGGAGUGUCUGAAUAAGCAACGCGCAUGUCGCUCCCCGCCGCGUCAUGAUCAUAACAGCCAGCACUACGAACUCAGAAAUAUUCUUCUCAGUGAGAUUGGCAAAUACCUCAACCUUUCCGACGUUCCUUUAAAGCUGUGAUAGUACAAGUUCUGCUGUGUGUUUUGUACUACAUGAGCUGUAAUUUUUUUUACCGUUACCUAAUUAGCUCUAUACAUUGUUCGAGAAAACGUAACUUUUCUUUCCUGUGGUAAAAAAAAACAUUUUUUGCACAUAAUCAGUGUCAAAUGGUUCAUUGGUUCGGUCUUUAAUUAUCAUGCCAUAUCUUACUGUAUGGAAAUAAAAGGGUACGCUGUGGUGCUGCUAUUAAAGUGAUUAAUUUAAAAACACCAAGAAAUACUGUCAUUACUGGGAAUGAACCAUCUGAAACGUGGUGACGACUGCAUCUGUGCGCCACACAAAAGCCUCGCAUUGGAACUUUCCAUUGAGUUUUAGGCUGUAUAUAAUUGGUUUUACCUCGCCCGAAUAUUUCAUUACGGUUGUGGUAUACUCAAAACCACAUUCACAAAACUCGGAAAUCUGAUUGUUAUAACCGAUUAUCGUUACCACUAGAUCGAUCCCAAAACUGUUGUUCUAGAGGGUUUGUAGAUUCGCGCAGGCGUGUGCCGCUAGUUCCGCUAUCUUGGAUGGGCCAGUGUGUCGUAAGAGUAAACCUUAAAAAAAAAAAUUUCGUCCUACGGAUAUGUUUUCGGCCAAAACGCCCCACUGUAAAGAAAAAAAAAAACUGCAUGGUUGUAAUUAGCGCAGAGCCAAAACCUUAAUUUUAGAGUGUAAAUAAUAGAUGAAAUGUAUUAGGCUAUAUUCAAUCCAAUAAACAUUCAAAAUGUGUGGUUCUGUGACAGCCAGAGCUUGGCAUCACACUCUCCAAAUCGCGAAGCGCCCAUAGGUUGCGAAAACCUGUCUGUGCAUGCGCAAGUUUGUCGAACUUGCUUUUUCAUCGCUGUGGGAUAUUUAUACAUAUCUCUUUAGUGUUAAUAAAUAAGUUGA
This is a messenger RNA of Dermacentor silvarum, 3698 nucleotides long. RefSeq lists its product as uncharacterized. NCBI's taxonomy places the organism in Eukaryota, Metazoa, Arthropoda, Arachnida, Ixodida, Ixodidae. The transcript has 2 exons. The coding region runs from base 354 to 2792 and encodes 812 amino acids. The record is from RefSeq and is a predicted model, not a curated record.